This is a messenger RNA of Suillus subaureus, 294 nucleotides long. RefSeq lists its product as uncharacterized. The annotation marks the transcript as partial. The transcript has 2 exons. NCBI's taxonomy places the organism in Eukaryota, Fungi, Basidiomycota, Agaricomycetes, Boletales, Suillaceae. The record is from RefSeq and is a predicted model, not a curated record.
AAGAACACUGUCAGUAUUUUCAAGCAGACAGGAAUCUUCCUAUCAGUGUGUCGACACAGAAUGGUCCAAACAAUUGCAGAGAUGCGGCAUAGUGAUGCAAAGUAUCCCCUUGCUACCAUCAACAAAUUAGUCAAUAUGUUUGGACACAAUCAGGCCAUUGGCAGUGACAUUGGCUGUAGCUUAGUGAAAACAGUUGCUACAAGCUUGAUCCACAACAAGGCUGCAGACCACCACCUAGUUCUCACUGUCAAUGCUUUCCAUGGACACAUGUACAACUGCAAAUGUCAACUUUGA